CUUUCUCUCUCUCUCUCUCUCUCUCUCUCUCUGAGGUCUUUUAAGUAUGGCGAAACCAUAAUGCAAAUCUUUACAUGCAGAAAAAUCCCCAUAAAAAGUCCUUGCUGCUUAUGAAAUUUUGAUAAGUUCCAUUCACAUUUAUUGAGGACUUUUUUUUCAAAUGGCUUGCAGUAACAGUUACGAGUGUACAGCAUCAGACCUUCUCUGUAAUGAAGAAACCAAAAGCUUGUGCUUUGAUGAUGACGAUCUUGCUGAUCCUUUCAGUGACGUCAGCUGUCAAACCGAUGAUAAUAAAGGUAUGAGCUUUGUCAAUGGCGGACCAGAUUCUGAGCCAUUGAUUCAUUUGCCAAUUCUGAGUGAAGAGAGCGUCGGUUUGAUGGUUGAGAGAGAAAUGGAGCACAUGCCCAGAGAUGAUUAUCUCAAUAGACUCAGGACUGGGGAUUUGGAUAUGAGUGUGAGAAGAGAGGCUGUUGAUUGGAUGUGUAAGGCUCAUGCUCACUACAGAUUUGGAGCACUGUGUUUGUGUUUGGCCAUAAAUUACUUUGACCGAUUUCAAUCUGUAUAUGACCUGCCUAGAGGUAAGACAUGGGGGUUUCAGUUGUUAGCCGUGGCUUGUUUAUCACUAGCAGCCAAAAUGGAGGAAAUUGAAGUUCCUUCCACCGUGGAUUUACAGGUGGGGGGACCAAAAUUCUUGUUUCAAGGUAAAACCAUACGAAGAAUGGAGCUUUUGGUAUUGAGCAUUUUGAAAUGGAAAAUGCAAGCUUAUACUCCGUUCAACUUCAUCGACUAUUUCCUCCGGAAAGUGGCGAAAAAUGAUGAGUUCCCAUCAGGGCCAUUGAUUAUUAGAUCAGUUGAAUUGAUCUUAAGCACAAUCAGAGGUAUUGACUUACUGGAAUUCAGGCCAUCUGAAUUAGCUGCAGCAAUAGCAAUGUAUGUUUCAGGGGAAGAAAUACAGGCAAUGGACAGUUUCAUAGGAGUAGAGAAGGGGAGAGUGUUGAAGUGCCUUGAACUAAUUCAAGAUUUGAAAUCAAUUAAUAGGAAUUCUUCUUCUACCAUUACUGCAAAUAUGGGCAUUGGCACCUUUCCAUCGUCAUCAUCUUCAGUGCCCCAAAGUCCAAAUGGGGUGUUGGAGGCUGCUGCCAGCUUGAGCUAUAAAAUUGAUGAGAGAAACCCAAAUUCUAAAAGGAGAAGAUUGGACUAAAUGUGAAUAUUAUCUUCAUUCAUACCCAAAUAUCAGUUUUGGUGAAAAUGAGAGCGUCUUUUGGUUUAAAAGCAAAGAAAUUGGAGAGGUUUUUGUUGCAUGAAAGAAAAGGAGAUGUAUUGUCGAUUACCAUAGCAAUAUAAAGACAAUUUUUCAAUGGUCAGUUCUCAGAUGAAAAAUAGACAAGAGAGAAAACCAUGCCUUUGUUUAUUUAUUUAAUUUGUAGUGAUGGCAAUGGCAUGUAUCCUUUAAUAAGAGUUAAACCAAGAAAUUGUUAUUUCUA
Molecule: messenger RNA, 1484 nt
Organism: Olea europaea var. sylvestris
Lineage: Eukaryota; Viridiplantae; Streptophyta; Magnoliopsida; Lamiales; Oleaceae
Product: cyclin-D4-2-like
Exons: 6
Coding region: 161-1201 (346 amino acids)
Biological process (GO): regulation of cyclin-dependent protein serine/threonine kinase activity; mitotic cell cycle phase transition
Cellular component (GO): nucleus; cyclin-dependent protein kinase holoenzyme complex; cytoplasm
Molecular function (GO): cyclin-dependent protein serine/threonine kinase regulator activity
Source: RefSeq, a predicted model, not a curated record